AUGUCUGGUGUUGGCAUAGCUUUCGGGAACUCGUCCGCGUUUGUUUCGGUGUGUAGAGAUGGCAGAUCAGAGAUAGUAGCAAACAGCGCAGGAGACCGCAGCACAGCGACCGUUGUGGCGCACCAAGAAGGAGAGCUGCUGACAGGGACACCCGCAGUGCAGAUGACAGUCAGACAGCCUGCUAACACUGUCAGCAGUCUGAAGAGUCUGCUGGCUUGCAAACUUGAGAGUGCGGACAGCGCGUCUCAAGCCUGCAAGUUGGAGCAGCACGGCGAGGAAAUUAUAGUUAAUUUUAACAAUGCAACCAGAAAAGGUGUCAGUGCAUUGGUUAAAUGUGUGUUUGAGAACUUGAAAGAAACAGCAGAUAGUGCGCUGGGUGAAGAUAAACACGACACUGUCAUCUCCAUUCCACUGACAUCCUCACCGGAGUUUAGGAAGACCGUCAAGAACUGUGCCAUCUCCGCUGGUUUAAACGUCCUAGAUCUGAUACCGGAAUCAGUUGCUGCUUUGCUGUCUCUUGACAGCGCUGCUAAACCUGCUGACGGACACACUGCCGUCGUAAGAGUUGGGGGAUCUUCCAUGGCGGUCACUGUGGUAAAAGUUGUGGCUGGAAUGUAUUCUGUUGUUGAUAAUACAGAGGAGAAAAUUGGAGGAAACCUGUUUGAUCGGUCUGUAGGGAAGUUCUUGUGUGAUGAUUUCAACAGGAAGAACAGAUGUAAAGUAGAGGAAAAUCCACGGAGUUACAGCAAAGUUUUGAAGGCUUCAAAGAGUGCUAAACAUAAUCUUAGCACCUUAAACACAGCAGAAUGUAGCAUAGAAAGUUUGUUCGACGGAAUGGAUCUCAUCUCCAACCUCUCAAGACCUAGGUUUGAGACUUUAAUACAGAACGAUUUGAACAAGAUAAAGGAGACCGUGCAGAAAAUGGUAACCAAACACAGUUCCAUCUCCAUAACCAGAGUAGUUCUUACAGGAGGCACUUGUAAAGUCCCCAAAGUACAAUCUAUCAUCAGCCAACUGUUCCCUGAGUCCAGUAUUGUCAGCCAGGCACCUGACGAGAUCAUCUCACUCGGCGCUGCUACACACGCUGGAAUGCUCUCUAAGUUCCCCAACUUAUCCGCUAAAUCAGAAGUGGAAGGUAACGGCACGGUCGGAAUCCCUCUUACCCCCAGUAAUAUUGAAGUAAGAGUAGGAGAUGUUGUGACACAAGCAGUCGCUAAAAACACGCCCCUUCCAUAUAAAACAGACAUUGAACUGCCUGAGGGAAAUGUUAUUGUGAUAGAGGCUGAUGGUAAAUGUAUUGCUAAGGCAGAGGUGGCUGGAUCAGAUGAUAAGAGCAAAGUUUCGUUACAUUUUGAAAUUCUGGAGGACUGUAGCAUUGAGGCAAUCAUUAAAGAUAGUUUUACUAAUGAGAGAACUGCUGUUCAUAUACCACCACCGAAAGGAGCUUAA
This is a messenger RNA of Bolinopsis microptera, 1449 nucleotides long. Its product is annotated as heat shock 70 kDa protein 14-like. Lineage: Eukaryota; Metazoa; Ctenophora; Tentaculata; Lobata; Bolinopsidae. The transcript has a single exon. Gene Ontology annotation, cellular component: ribosome; plasma membrane; cytosol. Gene Ontology annotation, molecular function: ATP-dependent protein folding chaperone; ATP binding. The coding region runs from base 1 to 1449 and encodes 482 amino acids. The record is from RefSeq and is a predicted model, not a curated record.